AUGCGUGAAAAACGACCAAAGAAUAAUAAUGCAACUGGUAAAGAGUAUCACAAAUGUUUUUCUUCUAUGGAACUCUAUUGUAUAUUUUUAUUGCUUAAAGCUGGUUCUCCUUCCGAUGAAAACUCUCUGGAUUCGGCUCGAUCGUGGUCGGCGGCGAUCCAGGCGGCUUUGAUGCCAGUCACACCACAGUCGUCCAUCGGUGGCCACAAGAGGGGUAAUGAGAUAGCGAAACUUCAGAUUCCCGGUGAAGGUAAUCAGAAAUUGAGUUCGGAUUAA
Molecule: messenger RNA, 276 nt
Organism: Angiostrongylus costaricensis
Lineage: Eukaryota; Metazoa; Nematoda; Chromadorea; Rhabditida; Metastrongylidae
Source: the annotation of a GenBank genome assembly